GGAGCAGACUCGGCGCUUUGCGGACCUGGUGAUGGCGCCUCGAUAUGAGCACAGACGUGUAGGCUCUGGCGCGCGCUGUGCACCAAUUGGCAAAGAAUGUGCCGGCCAAGGGGAUCUCAAGAAAAGCAGCCGCCUGCGGCUUAGUCAGUGCGAGAGUGCGUUUCCAGGAGUGGGGGAGGAGACGCUUUUCUCCAUCCCCCACUCCAACAGCAAAAGCGCCAUGGUUGCUGGUAUAUAAGCUGCUGUGCCCGCACACGCCGCUGCAUUUGUGCUCCAACUUCUCUGUUCUCAACUAGUUUUUCUCUCUUUCUCUUUUUCCUAUUAAAGGCUUUAGCAUACAUUCUUUGACCAUGGUUCUCGCCACCGAACUGAACGCCUACAAGCAGCUCCAGGCCUACUACGAUGCGGCCGGCAAGGACAUCGACAUGCGCCAGCUGUUCAAGUCCGACGCAUCGCGCUUCUCCAAGUACUCCCGCACGCUGAAGCUGUCGUCGCUCGACGGCAAGCACUCGACCGAGCUGCUGGUCGACUUCUCCAAGAACCGCGUCGACGACAAGACGUUCCAGCUCCUGCUUGAUCUGGCCAAGGACGCCAAGCUGGAGGAGUACCGCGAGGAGAUGUUCACGGGCAAGCACAUCAACGUGACUGAGGACCGUGCGGUUCUGCACGUUGCGCUGCGCAACGUCGGCAACGAGCCGAUCUACGAGUCCGGCAAGGACGUGAUGCCCGAAGUCAACGCGGUGCUGGAGCACAUGAAGGAGUUUUCGGAGCAGAUCCGCUCCGGCGCCUGGAAGGGAUACACUGGCGAGCGCAUUACCGAUGUCGUCAACGUCGGCAUUGGCGGCUCUGAUCUGGGACCCGUGAUGGUGACCGAGGCCCUGAAGAAGUUUAGCCAGCCUGGGCUGAACGUCCACUUUGUGAGCAACGUCGACGGCACGCAUAUGGCCGAGGCGGUCAAGAACCUGGACCCGGCCAGGACCUUGUUCAUCAUUGCGUCCAAGACCUUCACCACGCAGGAGACCCUGACCAACGCCCAGUCGGCCAAGGACUGGUUCCUGGCCACCGCCAAGGACGAGGCCCAUGUCGCCAAGCACUUUGUUGCUCUGUCAACCAACACCGAGGGCGUCACCGCCUUUGGCAUUGACGCGAAGAACAUGUUCCAGUUCUGGGACUGGGUCGGCGGGCGCUACUCCCUGUGGUCGGCCAUCGGCCUGUCGAUCGCCAUCUUCAUUGGCUUCGACAACUUCCACGCCCUGCUUGAGGGUGGCCACGCCAUGGACCGUCACUUCCGCACGGCGCCCCUCGAGGACAACCUGCCGGUGCUGCUGGGUCUGCUCGGCAUCUGGUACAACAACUUCUUCGGCGCCGAGACCCAGGCGCUGCUGCCGUACGACCAGUACCUGCACCGCUUCUCGGCGUACUUCCAGCAGGGCGACAUGGAGUCGAACGGCAAGUUUGUGUCACGCGACAGCCGUGAGGUGAACUACCAGACCGGCCCGAUCAUUUGGGGCGAGCCCGGCACCAACGGCCAGCACGCGUUCUAUCAGCUGAUCCACCAGGGCACCAAGCUGAUCCCGUGCGACUUCAUUGCCCCCACGCACACUCUGAACCCGAUCCGUGGCGGUGUGCACCACGACAUCCUGCUGUCCAACUACUUUGCGCAGCCCGAGGCUCUGAUGAACGGCAAGACCCAGGAGGUUGCCCGCGCCGAGAUCCUCAAGGAGGGCAAGCUGACCAGCCAGGCCGAGAUUGACGCCCUGGUGCCGCACAAGUCCUUCAAGGGCAACCGCCCCACCAACUCGAUCCUCGUCAACAAGGUCAUCGAUCCCUUCGCCCUUGGAGCCCUCAUCGCCAUGUACGAGCACAAGAUCUUCACCCAGGGCGCCAUCUGGUUCGUCAACACCUUCUCCCAGGAGGGCGUCGAGGAGGGCAAGCGCCUGGCCAAGGCCAUUCUGUCCGAGCUCGCCAACCAGGACGACGUCAGCUCGCACGACUCGUCCACCAACGGCCUGAUCAACUUCUACAAGGCCAACCGGGCGUAACCCCUGCUGCUUAGCUCUAUGUUUAUCUCUUUGUCCAAAUAACAAGUCACCGAAACCAUCCAUUUCCAGCA
Linderina pennispora is the source of this 2113-nucleotide messenger RNA. Its product is annotated as glucose-6-phosphate isomerase. Gene Ontology annotation, cellular component: cytosol. Gene Ontology annotation, biological process: gluconeogenesis; glucose 6-phosphate metabolic process; glycolytic process. Gene Ontology annotation, molecular function: glucose-6-phosphate isomerase activity; monosaccharide binding; carbohydrate derivative binding. The record is from RefSeq and is a predicted model, not a curated record. The coding region runs from base 351 to 2042 and encodes 563 amino acids. The transcript has 2 exons. Lineage: Eukaryota; Fungi; Kickxellomycota; Kickxellomycetes; Kickxellales; Kickxellaceae.